Messenger RNA from Prorocentrum cordatum, 254 nucleotides. The record is from the annotation of a GenBank genome assembly. NCBI's taxonomy places the organism in Eukaryota, Dinophyceae, Prorocentrales, Prorocentraceae.
AUGCAGGGCCACGAGGAGGCGGUCCGCUACCUCCUCGGCCGCGGUGCGAACCCGACUGCCAGGAACGUGGACGGCGCGACGCCGCCCGAUGUGGCCGACGACUCCGUCGUUGGCCUCUUCAUCCCCGAGCAGGAGGGCGGCAUCGUCCUGGGCCCCUCCCGGGCGCCCGCGGCGGACGUCGCGCCCGCCGCGGCGGCCGCGCCCGCCGAGGGCGCGGCCGCGGAGGCGAGCGCGGGCGCGGCACCGAGGCGGCG